Messenger RNA from Trachemys scripta elegans, 1977 nucleotides. It is a transcript of the gene CHP2, whose product is annotated as calcineurin like EF-hand protein 2. Gene Ontology annotation, molecular function: calcium ion binding. The transcript has 7 exons. The record is from RefSeq and is a predicted model, not a curated record. NCBI's taxonomy places the organism in Eukaryota, Metazoa, Chordata, Testudines, Emydidae. The coding region runs from base 224 to 808 and encodes 194 amino acids.
CCCCAGCCUUUACUGCCUGGGCGGGGAGAAGGAAAAAUCCACCUUAAAGGAAUUCAGCCCAGCUAUUCCAAGGCCUUCCUUUCCCUGGGGUUGAUUGGCCGUCCAGCCAGUCACUCGAGAUCCCAUAUGGGCUGCUAGGAAAAGUUGGCUCCAGACUCCCAGUUGCCCUGGGCGCCCUGCUGCAGAGGGGGGAGAUUCCCGGCGAGGCCUGACGGCAUGAGAGAUGGGCUGCCAGAGCUCCCAUCCAUCCGCUAUCCCCGAGCUGGAGGAGAUCAUGCAGGAAACAGGCUUUUCGCAGGCCAGCGUCGUGCGCCUCUAUGACCGAUUUCAGGCCCUGGACAAGCAGCAGAAGGGCUACCUGAGCAAAUACGACCUGCAAGGGAUCGGGGAGCUGGCGGUGAACCCCCUGGGGGACCGGAUCAUCAAUGCCUUCUUCAAGGAGGGGGAAGAGCUCACCGAUUUCCGAUCCUUCAUCCGGGUCCUGGCCCAUUUCCGGCCCGUGGAGGAAGGAAAGUCCAAGGAGACUGGUCGCCCGGAGCCCAUGAACAGCCGACUCCGAAAGCUACAGUUUGCUUUUCAGCUCUAUGACCAGGACAGUGACGGGAAGAUCUCCCGGGACGAGAUGCUGCAGGUGCUGCGGCUGAUGGUUGGCAUCCAGGUGACGGAGGAGCAGCUGGCGUGCAUCGCCGAGCGCACCAUCCAGGAGGCCGAUCAGGACGGUGACGGCGCCAUCUCCUUCGAGGAGUUUGCCACGUCAGUGGAGAAGCUGAACAUUGAGCAGAGAAUGAGCCUCCGGCUGCUGAAGUGACCCGUCAGGAUCGGAGAGAGCCUCCCCCCCCCCCCCGCACUGGGAAGAUCCACUCUCAGAGGGGCUGCGGCCAAUCAGGUUUCAGCUCCGCCCUCUCGUCAUCCAAUGGAUCCCACCAGGGAGGGGCUGCAUCCAAUCACACUUAAGCUCCACCUUCCUGCCUCCGCAUAGAUCCAGAUAGAGAAGAGCUGCUUCCAAUCAGAUUUCAUCUCUGCCCCCUCACCUCAGGAUGGAUCCAGUCUGACAGGGGUUGCAGCCAAUCAGACUUCACCUCUGUCCCUUGUCUUGGGAUGGAUCCAGGCAGAGGAAGGCUGCAUCCAAUCAGAUUUCAUCUCUGCCCCCUCACCUCAGGAUGGAUCCAGUCUGACAGGGGCUACGUCCAAUCAGAUUUUACCUCUCCCCUUGUCUUGGGAUGGAUCCAGGCAGAGGAAGGCUGCUUCCAAUCAGAUUUCAUCUCUGCCCCUUCACCUGAGGAUGGAUCCAGUCUGACAGGGGUUGCAGCCGACCAGAUUUCACCUCUGUCCCUUGUCUUGGGAUGGAUCCAGUCGAAAAGGGGCUGCAUCCAAUCAGAUUGCAUUGCUGACAAAGAGUGGAUCCUGCUGUGAGGCCGGCCUAUGAUGGCUGUCGCUCCUUCCAAAUAACAAGUGCCUGCACCCAGGGAACGGGAUCCAAGCUAACUCCCCAGUGCUGCCCCUGAUACCUGGGGACUCUGAUGCCCCCUAAUGGCGGGGGAUAGUACAGCCUCUGGUCGGGUCACUGCAGAUCAGAGACUUACAACCGACGAACAGCACCUCCCAUUCUUGUGCUUUAAGCCCUCUUUGCAGUCCCUCUAUUCUGGGCCCUACCCAGCUCCCAGUGUCCAUUAGAGCAGCCCUGAGGCUGCUCUGACUUGCGCACUACCCCCUAGAGGACCUGGGGAGCAGAGAAAACCCACAGCGCAGUGCGCUCCAGCCAUGCCCCCAAUCGACCCCUCGUGCCGGGUGCUGGAAGCAGGGCCAUUAUGCACAGCAGCCGGGGACACUCUCACUGAGCAAGGCGGGGGGAGCUUCUCAGGGGGGGACGCUGCCAUCCCAGAGGGCUCAGCGUCCCUGAGACUUGGGCCCAGAAUCUCCCGCCAUUGGGGCUGGAUUCGCUCGGAUUCAGCUCUGUUUGUAAAAAAAUAAAAUCAC